AUGAAUGACUUUGAUUCGGAUGUUGAAGAAGAAACAGUCAACGAGCCAUCCCCGUCAACAUCAAACUAUUGCUACUCGCUGGAAUGCGCUCUACGAAUUGAAUCAACUUCUUCGGGUAUUAGAAAAGCGACCGUUCAAUCGAAGAAAGGCAUUGUCACCGUUGGAAGGAAUGCCGAAAGGAAAAUCGUGCUGCAAGUGGAGAUAUGUGAAAGCACACGAGGCAGGCAAGCACAUAUCAGUUAUGCGCUUCAGGAUUGCCGAGUGCAUGAGAAAGCGAUCAGUCAAGGCCGAGGAGGCAUUGAAAUCCCUAGCAAAAACUUAACGAUUUUCAUGACGAACUGUGCCCCAAGAAAGUUGAAUGUUUUUCUGAAAACCCUGCAUGCGAAAAUUGAAUUGAUGAAUGCGGAGAGAAAUGGAGUGAACACGCCAAUUGCUGUAAAGCGCGAACGAAUGUUGAACGGUUGUUUACCAGAAGUCUUCACGAAGCUGAGCCCGUUGACUGUUGGAGAAAUUCGGAAAGUGAGAAGACUUCGAGGUGUUGUCGAUUCUCCCUUGAGUCGACCUUCCAAUUCAAAUACACCACAACGAGGUGUUCGACAACAGCAACAAAUCCAGCAAACACCAACGACAUCGAGGAAAUCACCGAGAAUCGCGCGCAGGAACUCAGGUGGAGCGACUCCAAAAAGAACGGGAAAUUUGAUGCCUCGAUUAGCGCCUGCCAUCAUUCCAAUUCAACUCUCUGAUGAACAAAGGGCGAUCCUGAGAGCAGUGGUGAGCGGCCGCCAAUCGGUCUUUUUUACAGGAAAUGCUGGCACAGGAAAAUCUUUGGUAUUGCAAAGAAUUAUCGAGAUGUUACCUGCUGAUACUACUGUCAUUACCGCUGCAACUGGUGUCGCUGCUUGCCAACUCGGCGGAAUGACCCUCCAUUCAUUUGGCGGCUUUGGAGUCGGCGGAAUUCCGAAAGAAGAUUGUUUGCGAAUUGCUGAAGGUAAGAAGCAAGUGGUGCAAAACUGGAAGAAAUUGACGCAUUUGGUGAUUGACGAGAUAUCGAUGGUUGACGCUCAAUAUUUUACAUGUCUUGAAUAUGUUGCCCGAAAGAUUCGCGAUCAAGAAAAACCGAGUCCUUUCGGUGGCAUUCAGUUGGUGAUCACUGGUGAUUUUCUUCAAUUGCCACCGGUUUCCAAGGAUAAAGAACCGAUGUUUUGCUUUGAAAGUCCCGCCUGGAACGCCUCGAUAUCGACCACAAUCCUUCUGAAACAAGUACGUCGGCAAAAUGAUAUUCAAUUCAUUCGACUUCUGCAAGAGAUUCGCGUUGGAAAUUGUCCACCUUGGAUUCUUUCUACUCUCCAAGCAACUCGCACAAAUCGUUUCGCUCAAUCGGUGAUUGCCACUCGUCUUUGCACUCAUUCGGCCGAUGCCGAGCAAGUCAACAAACAUAAUCUUCGAGAAUUGAGAGGAACCGAAAAGACGUUUAUGGCGGAAGAUAGUGAGCCGGUCAAUGAAAACGCAGCUGGGCUUAUUCCGAAAUGUUUAAUACUCAAAGUGAAUGCACAGGUAAUGCUAACGAAAAACCUCGAUCUUUCACGAGGACUUUCGAAUGGAGCACGAGGUGUUGUAACUGAUUUUUCUCCAUCCGGAUACCCACUUGUGAAGUUUUUGGCGAACAAAGAAGAGCCCGUUGAGCUUCGCCCAAUGCGUUUUCAACUUAAAGGUGGCUCUUCGGAUCAUUCAGUGUUUCGCCGUCAAUUGCCUCUUCAACUUGCCUGGGCGAUCUCGAUUCACAAAAGUCAAGGAUUGACGCUCGAUGCGGUGGAGAUGGAUUUGCAAAAGAUCUUUGCUGAGGGCCAAACUUAUGUGGCGUUGUCACGAGCUCGUUCACUCGACGCGCUGAAAGUAUCCGGAUUCCACGCAAAUUGCGUUCGUGCCAAUAAAAAGGUUGUCAAGUACUACGAAACGUUGAACGAGAAUUUGGAUGAAGAUGCCGAAAAUUAUCCCCCAAUUUCUCUACCAAAGAGAACUCGAUUGUCGUUU
Molecule: messenger RNA, 2031 nt
Organism: Mesorhabditis belari
Lineage: Eukaryota; Metazoa; Nematoda; Chromadorea; Rhabditida; Rhabditidae
Source: the annotation of a GenBank genome assembly